Mauremys mutica (yellowpond turtle) is the source of this 600-nucleotide messenger RNA. RefSeq names its product apolipoprotein C-I-like. Gene Ontology annotation, biological process: triglyceride metabolic process; negative regulation of very-low-density lipoprotein particle clearance; negative regulation of cholesterol transport. The record is from RefSeq and is a predicted model, not a curated record. NCBI's taxonomy places the organism in Eukaryota, Metazoa, Chordata, Testudines, Geoemydidae. Gene Ontology annotation, cellular component: high-density lipoprotein particle; very-low-density lipoprotein particle; extracellular region. The coding region runs from base 156 to 428 and encodes 90 amino acids. Gene Ontology annotation, molecular function: fatty acid binding; phospholipase inhibitor activity. The transcript has 4 exons.
GCUGCAUCCCAGCUGCGGAGAUUGCUUAAUUCCAGCUGCAUCAGAGGCACUGGCUGGGUCCCUUCCCCAGGGUAGGUCGUGCAUUUGGGACCAGUCUCGAGGUCACAUCCACCUUCCCCGCCCCACCGCACAGGGACACCCCAAGCCCAGUGACCAUGCGGCCCGCAGUGUCCAUCGCUCUGAUCCUCGUGGCUCUGACGGUCCUGGCAGACUCUGCUCAGGGUGAACCGACAGAGCCAACCCUGACCCAAAAGUUUGAGAAGUUCCAGAACAAGCUGCAGGCCUUUGCUGAGAGCAUUGCAGAUAAAACCAAAGCUGCCUUCCAAGAACUGCAUCACAGCGAGUUCAGCGAAAAGACCCGGAACUGGUUCUCUGAGCAAUUCCAGACCUUAAAGGAGAAGUUCAAUGAGAAGUUUUCCAGGGACUGAUCUGACUGAAAGGGUUUUUUUCUGCAAAGCUCACAGGCAAUUCCUGGGGUACUGGUCCCCUUGAAGAGAUCAUGCUGGGAGGGGAACCCAGGGUUGGCACCCAAGUUCUUGUUUUCUAUUGCUUUUGUUGUAGCCAUGAAUAAAUGCUCAUUGCCUUAGUGCUGGGUUUGUA